CUCUCUCAGACUCAGUCCUUCUUUCCAGCCUUAGUCAAGAGAAAGGGGAGAGAGAGAGUUCAUUAGAGAGAUAAUAAGACAAGAUCACAGACAGAGGGGUUGGAGAGAGCAUGAUUUUUGUGAACAAGAGGCCCUCUGCAACUGCAACAGCCAUGGUGUUCAAGCUCCUCUUUCUCAUCUUCUUUCUCUCCUCUGCUACUCUUUCUUUGUGUUUCGAACCUCGCAACCAGGAAGUCGAAGCUCUGAUCAGUAUCAGAAGAGCUUUGAUUGAUCCUCAUGGAGUUCUGAACAACUGGGAUGAAGACUCUGUUGAUCCCUGUAGCUGGGCUAUGGUUACUUGUUCACCAGAAAAUCUGGUUAUUGGACUGGGAGCUCCAAGCCAGAACCUGUCAGGAAUUUUGUCUGGAACGAUUGGCUUCUUAACGAAUCUCCGGCAAGUGUUACUGCAAAAUAACAACAUAUCAGGAGAAAUUCCAGCAGAGCUAGGAAAUCUUCCCAAGCUUCAGACAUUGGAUCUCUCCAACAACGAGUUCUCUGGCAUCAUUCCCGAGUCUCUGGGAGAGCUGAAGGGUCUUCAGUACAUGAGGCUGAACAAUAACAGCUUGUAUGGAGCCUUCCCUGUGUCAUUAUCGAAAAUCCCUCAACUUGCUUUCUUGGAUUUAUCUUUCAACAAUCUCAGUGGACCUUUGCCCACCAAAUUUCCCGCCAGAACAUUCAAUGUUGUGGGAAACCCUCUAAUAUGUGGAGGCCAUUCUACUGAAGCUUGCUGUGGAACACCCAUGCCUAUUCCGCUUUCCUUCUCUUUAGAUUCAUCACAGAAAAAAUCCAAGAACAGGAAAGUAGCCGUUGCAAUUGGUGCUAGCCUUUGCUCUGCCUUCCUCAUUCUACUAACACUGGGCCUCCUUCGCUGGUGGAGGAAGAAUCAUCAAAACCGAUCCGUACUGAACAUAAACGACAAGCAAGAGGAGGGACUAAUAAACUUAGGCAACCUCAGACAAUUCACACUGAGAGAGAUCCAAGUAGCAACAGAGAACUUCAGCUCCAAGAACAUAUUAGGCAAAGGAGGGUUCGGAAACGUAUACAAGGGAAGAUUAACAGAUGGAACAAUGGUAGCAGUGAAGAGAUUGAAAGACAUAAGUGGAACCUCAGGUGAAUCACAGUUCAAAACUGAAGUAGAGAUGAUUAGCCUUGCAGUUCAUCGUAACCUUCUUAGAUUGCUUGGUUACUGUGCCACCUCCAACGAAAGGCUUCUCGUCUAUCCUUACAUGUCUAAUGGUAGCGUCGCUUCCAGGCUUAAAGGUAAGCCAACGUUGGAUUGGAACACAAGGAAGAGAAUUGCAUUGGGAGCAGCAAGGGGUCUUCUCUAUCUACAUGAACAAUGCGAUCCAAAGAUUAUCCACAGAGAUGUUAAAGCUGCAAACAUUCUUCUCGACGAUUACUGUGAAGCCGUUGUUGGUGACUUUGGCCUUGCUAAGCUGCUUGAUCACGCAGAUUCUCAUGUCACCACCGCCGUCCGCGGCACUGUCGGACAUAUAGCACCGGAAUAUUUAUCGACGGGGCAGUCGUCGGAGAAAACUGAUGUGUUUGGUUUUGGUAUUCUCUUGUUGGAACUUAUCACCGGCAUGAGAGCUCUGCAAUUCGGUAAAGCAGUUAACCAGAAAGGAGCAAUGCUUGAUUGGGUGAAGAAGAUACAGAAAGAGAAGAAGGUGGAGGUGUUGGUGGACAAGGACUUGGGUCCUAAUUAUGAUAGAAUUGAAGUGGGGGAGAUGAUACAAGUGGCACUUUUGUGUACACAGUUUUUGCCGGCCCAUAGGCCCAAAAUGUCUGAGGUGGUACGGAUGUUGGAAGGUGAUGGGCUUGCAGAGAAGUGGGAAGCAUCACAGAGAGCCCAGGCCCAUAAGAAGACAGAGACUUCUAGUGCUAUUACUGGAGCUACAAUGCGGCCCAUUAGAUGCAUGUCGCAGCUGAAGCAGCAACAUCAUGAUGUUGAGGAUGAUGAUGAUGAUGAUGAUGAUGUUCAUGCGAGAAUGCUUUGGGUGAAGAUAGAUGAUGAUGAUGAUCGGUCUUUGGAUACCCAUGCCAUGGAGCUCUCUGGUCCAAGAUGAUAAAUUUUUCUCCCUUUCUUUUUUCAACUUUUUAAUAU
This is a messenger RNA of Telopea speciosissima, 2143 nucleotides long. Its product is annotated as probable LRR receptor-like serine/threonine-protein kinase At2g23950. Bases 111 to 2105 code for a protein of 664 amino acids. The record is from RefSeq and is a predicted model, not a curated record. Gene Ontology annotation, biological process: protein phosphorylation. Gene Ontology annotation, molecular function: ATP binding; protein binding; protein kinase activity. NCBI's taxonomy places the organism in Eukaryota, Viridiplantae, Streptophyta, Magnoliopsida, Proteales, Proteaceae. The transcript is spliced from 11 exons.